Molecule: messenger RNA, 1389 nt
Organism: Chondrus crispus (carragheen)
Lineage: Eukaryota; Rhodophyta; Florideophyceae; Gigartinales; Gigartinaceae
Exons: 3
Coding region: 1-1389 (462 amino acids)
Biological process (GO): DNA integration
Molecular function (GO): nucleic acid binding
Source: RefSeq, a predicted model, not a curated record
AUGGUCUCAAAGGGAUUGCAAGUGUCAUUUGAAAAAGACAAAUGCAUCAUUACCGCAGGACCAACUUUGGUCGCUACAGCGAAUCAAGUUGGAGAUUUGUACUUACUUGACGUGAUGAAUGAAACUCUCUCUGCUCACGUAGUUACUCUUCAGACGCUACAUGAACGCAUGGCCCAUGUUAAUGUACAAGGAAUCGCAUCAAUGAUUCACAAUAAUGUAGUAAGUGGCAUCAACGUUCGUCAAAGCGAUGUGAUCACUGCAAUAUAUCCGACGUCUGACAAUCACUCUUUCAUUUGUCCUGCGUGCGUGUUUGGGAAAGCAACGCGAUCAGUAAUCCCGAAACAGCGAUCAUCGUCUCGAGCACAGAACUGUCUUGACUUGGUACAUUCUGACGUCUGCGGUCCACUCGAAGUACAGUCAGUUGGUAGCUCGAGAUACUUCAUUACAUUUGUAGAUGAUCACUCAACCUGGGUAGUUGUGUACACGAUGAGAAAUAAAUCUGAGGCCAAGGCGCAUUUAGAAUUAAACGGUACGCAGCACCAACUCACAACGGCGUACAACCCUGAACAAAAGGGUGUUGCUGAACGUUUAAAUCGAACUUUGAUUGAUUUUGUCCGCUCUAUGCUUUCUCAUAAACAGGUCAGUAAGCGAUUCUGGGCCGAGGCUCUUGCCACUUCGAUAUAUGUACGCAAUCGAGUUACUUCACGCGCUUUGCCCGUUAAUACAACCCCGCACCACAUUUGGAUGAAUUCCACUCCAAACGUUGGACAUUUGCGAGUAUUUGGGUCAAAGUGUUGGUAUACAUUACCAAAAUUAGAGCUCCGUAAGCUUGACUUGCGAGCGCGUGAGGCGAUGUUUCUUGGGUACUCGCAAUGCAGUAGGGCAUACAAACUUUGGGACGGAGAGUUGAAUAAAAUUGUUGUGUCACGGGAUGUCAAGUUUGAUGAAUCGACAUGUGGGAUGCAUGACAUUCCUGCACAUGAAAGUGAUUCAACAAACUCUGAUGAUGACGUCGGUGAAGUUUCGGAGGAGGUUCUUGAAAACGAUGGCGCUCGAUCUGUAAGUGAGAAUGAUGAUGAUGAAGAUGAUGUACCUCCUCCCGUCGAAACUCCGAAUGUCACCGCUCCAACUCCGACUCCAGCUGUACGAAGAUCGUCUCGAGUCAGCAGACCUCCCGCAUCAUGGUGGAGGAGCAACUUUGCAGCUGCCCUUCUUUCACAUGCGCAUAUCGCUAUUGAAGGUUCCAAGACUUUCAAGCAGGCAACCAACGGUCCUAGAGCUGCAUUUUGGCAAACCGGCAUUGACAAAGAACUUUCCUCGCAGACCAAGAAUCGGACUUGGAAACUUGUUCCUCGAUCUGAGGCGUCAAACAUCUUCACAUCUCGAUGA